Messenger RNA from Prinia subflava (tawny-flanked prinia), 1512 nucleotides. RefSeq names its product basic proline-rich protein-like. The annotation marks the transcript as partial. Lineage: Eukaryota; Metazoa; Chordata; Aves; Passeriformes; Cisticolidae. The transcript has 2 exons. The record is from RefSeq and is a predicted model, not a curated record.
CCUCCUUCCCCCUCUCCCCCUCCUUCCCCCUCUCCCCCUCCUUCCCCCUCUCCCCCUCCUUCCCCCUCUCCCCCUCCUUCCCCCUCUCCCCCUCCUUCCCCCUCUCCCCCUCCUUCCCCCUCUCCCCCUCCUUCCCCCUCUCCCCCUCCUUCCCCCUCUCCCCCUCCUUCCCCCUCUCCCCCUCCUUCCCCCUCUCCCCCUCCUUCCCCCUCUCCCCCUCCUUCCCCCUCUCCCCCUCCUUCCCCCUCGCCCCCUCCUUCCCCCUCGCCCCCUCCUUCCCCCUCGCCCCCUCCUUCCCCCUCGCCCCCUCCUUCCCCCUCGCCCCCUCCUUCCCCCUCUCCCCCUCCUUCCCCCUCUCCCCCUCCUUCCCCCUCUCCCCCUCCUUCCCCCUCUCCCCCUCCUUCCCCCUCUCCCCCUCCUUCCCCCUCUCCCCCUCCUUCCCCCUCUCCCCCUCCUUCCCCCUCUCCCCCUCCUUCCCCCUCUCCCCCUCCUUCCCCCUCUCCCCCUCCUUCCCCCUCUCCCCCUCCUUCCCCCUCUCCCCCUCCUUCCCCCUCUCCCCCUCCUUCCCCCUCUCCCCCUCCUUCCCCCUCUCCCCCUCCUUCCCCCUCUCCCCCUCCUUCCCCCUCUCCCCCUCCUUCCCCCUCUCCCCCUCCUUCCCCCUCUCCCCCUCCUUCCCCCUCUCCCCCUCCUUCCCCCUCUCCCCCUCCUUCCCCCUCUCCCCCUCCUUCCCCCUCUCCCCCUCCUUCCCCCUCUCCCCCUCCUUCCCCCUCUCCCCCUCCUUCCCCCUCUCCCCCUCCUUCCCCCUCUCCCCCUCCUUCCCCCUCUCCCCCUCCUCCCCCUCCUUCCCCCUCUCCCCCUCCUUCCCCCUCUCCCCCUCCCCCUCCUUCCCCCUCCUCCCCCUCUCCCCCUCCUUCCCCCUCUCCCCCUCCUUCCCCCUCUCCCCCUCCUUCCCCCUCUCCCCCUCCUUCCCCCUCUCCCCCUCCUUCCCCCUCUCCCCCUCCUUCCCCCUCUCCCCCUCCUUCCCCCUCUCCCCCUCCUUCCCCCUCUCCCCCUCCUUCCCCCUCUCCCCCUCCUUCCCCCUCUCCCCCUCCUUCCCCCUCUCCCCCUCCUUCCCCCUCUCCCCCUCCUUCCCCCUCUCCCCCUCCUUCCCCCUCUCCCCCUCCUUCCCCCUCUCCCCCUCCUUCCCCCUCUCCCCCUCCUUCCCCCUCUCCCCCUCCUUCCCCCUCUCCCCCUCCUUCCCCCUCUCCCCCUCCUUCCCCCUCUCCCCCUCCUUCCCCCUCUCCCCCUCCUUCCCCCUCUCCCCCUCCUUCCCCCUCUCCCCCUCCUUCCCCCUCUCCCCCUCCUUCCCCCUCUCCCCCUCCUUCCCCCUCUCCCCCUCCUUCCCCCUCUCCCCCUCCUUCCCCCUCUCCCCCUCCUUCCCCCUCUCCCCCUCCUUCCCCCUCUCCCCCUCCUUCCCCCUCUCCCCCUCCUUCCCCCUCUCCCCCUCCUUCCCCCUCUCCCCCUCCUUCCCCC